This is a messenger RNA of Dichomitus squalens LYAD-421 SS1, 2976 nucleotides long. RefSeq lists its product as uncharacterized. The record is from RefSeq and is a predicted model, not a curated record. Lineage: Eukaryota; Fungi; Basidiomycota; Agaricomycetes; Polyporales; Polyporaceae. Gene Ontology annotation, molecular function: ATP binding; ATP hydrolysis activity. Gene Ontology annotation, cellular component: mitochondrion; cytoplasm. The transcript has 7 exons. Bases 285 to 2435 code for a protein of 716 amino acids.
ACUCCGACCAGGCUGUUGGGCACGCGAAACCUCUGCUUUGCAGAGCGUUCAGGUCGAGCGCUGUAGAAGAGGGUUUUUAUCUCCUGUGCAGCUCACAACAAGGACACUUCUGCAUACUAGUUGAAAACACAAGUGCACCUCAAGAAUCUCGAUCGGACUUGUCUGGUUCGCUGCAAUUGCGAAAGGAAUUAGAACACAACGCAGCGCCGCACAAGCAUCGUCGUGAUCCCAUGCUUAACAAAUGACUCAAAACGCCUUAGUAUAGCAGUCGAUGUGCACUAGACAUGGUUGACUUGUGUCCGGCCCCCUUCCGUCUCAUACUCUCGACCAACAUGCGACUACGGCUCAUCCGUAGGGUCACGGCAUCGCGGAUAGGAGGUUCCGUGAUCUCCGGUGUCCACACCUAUACCACGAAGCUCCCUGUACAGGUUGAUUUGCUCGAACGCUACCGGGGUCUUGUCGCCCUAGGUCGAAUCAAAGAAGACGAGGAACAGAUUCGAGUCAUCAUGCAGCUAAGGAGACUGCACAGAGAACUAGAUGGUUAUGCUCCUCCCGCACUACAGUCCAGGUACCUGAAUCAAACGCACUCUGUCAUUCCUGGAUCAGCGCAGCCAUCGUCAGGCGAGCCUUUGACUCCUUGGUGGGCAGCUAGCGAUCCUCUCUCGGACAAAUCCGCGUCAGCACGAGGUCUCGUCCGCAUCCGAACACACGCAGAAGAGAUCGAAGCACUGACUACUCCCAAGGGCCUCACGAUCACCGGCCCGCCCGGUUCUGGCAAGAGUUUUCUCAUCGACCUCUGGUUCUCUACUCUUCCUACUCCGUACAAGACACGCAAGCAUUACAACGAGCUCGUGCUCGAGAUAUACCGGGCCGUCUGGGAGGAGACUCGUCGGCGGAUGGCGGCUAUCCACCCGAAUCCUGAGAGCCCUGCAGCAGCCGAGGAGCCGUCUCGCCCAUGGAACAAGCUCAUGCGCGAGCGUUGGCGGCAGCUCCUCAAAUCCGGCUCGCUGCCCGUUCGCUGGACCCGGAAAUCGAACAUGAGCUUCUCGCUCUCCCGCACGCCGCUCGAGCCGAGCAUCGCUUACGUGGUAGCUCAGCGGCUCAUCCUGCGGCACUGGCUUCUAGUCUUUGACGAGAUCCAGCUUCUCGAUGUCUCCAGCGCCACGCUGCUCGCGGACGUGCUCUCCUGGUUCUGGCGCAUGGGCGGCAUCAUCGUCGGCAGUUCCAACAAGGUUCCUGACGAUUUGUACAAGAACGGUGUCCAGCGCGAACGACUCGAGCCGUUCGUGGAAGCGCUGAAAGCGCGAUGCCCUGUGGUGUCAAUGCGCUCAGACCGCGACUGGCGGGCCGUGAGAGGCAAUGAGGGCAAGAACACCUGGUACACCUUCGACCAGCAGCGCGAAUUCGAAGCAGAGAUCGCAGAAGUCACCGGAAACGAUAGCCAGACUGGACUCGAAGAAGCAUCCUCUGCCGAGAUUGUCGUAUUCGGACGCGGUAUCCGCGUGCCGUGGUCGGCGAACGGCGUGUGUCAGUUCAAGUUCUCUCAGCUCUGCGACGAGUCUCUUGGACCUGCCGAUUACAUUACGCUUGCGGCCAAAUUCCACACAUUUGUCAUCACGUCGAUCCCAGUCCUAAAGCUUUCGGCGAAGAACCAAGCCCGGCGAUUUAUAUCUCUCAUCGACGCCUUCUAUGAGGCCCGCUGUCGGAUAAUCUGCCUUGCGGAAGCAUCUCCCGCACAGCUCUUCUUCCCGGAUGCUCCAUCUAGUGAGGGGGGAAAGGACCUCCGCUCUUAUGAGGACGUAGACGUGAUGAUGGCAGAGGCUGUCGGUGAGACACAAGACGUCUAUCGGCCAAACGUCUCUUCCUACGACGCGCCGAACAUGGCUCGCGAAAGCACCCCAGCGAAGACGCUUGCACUAGACACGCUUUCCAUCUUCUCCGGAAAGGACGAGCAGUUCGCUUUCAAACGCGCCCUCUCGCGCCUCCUGGAGAUGACGAGCGAAAGCUACGCCAAGGAUGAACAAUGGACCCCACUUCCGCCCGACUCUCGCAAAUGGGAGACCUCCGAUUCCGUGCGCCCCUCGCAACCGUCAAUAACAACCUCACCCUCUUCACAGCCAGCCCGCGCCCAAUUCAACGCCCCCUCUUCUCCGGACCUUGCAGACUUCGCUGAGGAAGCCGCCCUUUCCUCGCCCACUCCCGCCUCGCCCUUCCCUGCGGAGCGGCCUCCAGCACCCCGUCUGAGCGCAGACCACAUAUGGGGCGUCCGCGAAGACUGGGGCAAACGGGCGGGUGAUUGGGGCCGUGGUGCGGCCCUGCAUGGCCCCCCACCGGCUCCUUCGCCACCAGGGCCGGCGCAUAGAGAUGCCUUCGCUGAGGAGCCUGAAAGGAGUCAAGGCGGCGGCGAUAAGACGAGUCGGAGGGGACAGCGCUAACGAUGGAGUCGGGCGUCACGAGGUCUGAAGGCGCGCUGCGGUGUCGGCGCAAAGAACACGUCUCAGCCCCUCGCGGCUUUCAAGCGGCGCACACGACGUGCGUUCUACCACUUAUCAUCACUUUGCAGUCAACGCCUUCGCGAAGCUUCGCGCGCCUGUGUACAAGAGCGUCUGGGGCAGUGCAAACAAUGCCAUUAUGGGCCAUUGUCGAUGGAACCGCGGGCGGCCCGACGAAGCGGCGAUUCGUCCUCAAUACAAACUCGGGCCCAAGUUCCCCCUGCUAUACGCAUUCGUCAUACGCAUCACCUCUAUCCCACGAGAGAACCCAAAAGAGGUCACCAGACGAUCCCCUGGGCUGUGCACACUGCGCUGAGAGCCACGGGCGGCGGAGGCUGCUUUCGUGCUCCGUGAAGGUGUGACCAGACGUACCUCAAGGGGGGAGGGAAGCGAGGGGAUCCGGGCUGCGUGGCCUCGUGUUCUCUCACCCAAUCACGACACGUAACCCACACCUCACUGUGCGUCGUAAUAGUUAGCAUCAGUG